UUCUGUGAGGUUAUGAGACUACUCAGGGCUGUGUGCACAGCUGUGCCCCGGGGUACCAGAACAUGCUCUGGAGGGACACACAAUGAAGUUAGGCUCCGCUUUGCUCCCAGCCCUACAGGCUUUCUUCACUUGGGUGGGCUGCGCACCGCACUCUACAAUUAUCUUUUUGCGAAGAAGCAUGGCGGAUCUUUCAUUCUACGACUCGAAGACACAGACAGGAGCCGCCUGGUUCCUGGAGCAGCUGAAGGCAUAGAAGACAUGUUGGAGUGGGCAGGGAUUCCACCAGAUGAGAGUCCAAGAAGAGGGGGACCGUUUGGCCCUUAUGAACAGUCCAAGCGGCUAAAUCUCUACCAUGAGGCUACACAGACUCUUUUGGAAAGUGGGGCGGCUUACCAUUGUUUCUGCACCCCGCAGAGACUGGAGCUGCUGAAGAAAGAAGCUCUGAGAAACCGAGAGACUCCACGGUACGACAAUCGUUGCAGACAUUUAUCCUCGGCACAAAUACAGGAAAAACUGUCCAAAAAUGUGCCAUUUGUAGUGCGGUUUCAGCUGGUGGAGGGAGCUCAUUCUUUUAAGGACUUGCUUUUUGGCUGCAUUCAUCAUGACGUGGCAAGCAUAGAAGGGGAUCCGGUGAUCCUGAAAGGAGAUGGUUUUCCCACCUACCAUUUGGCCAAUGUGGUAGACGAUCACAAAAUGGCUGUGAGUCACGUCCUUAGAGGAGAGGAAUGGCUGGUCUCCACCUCUAAGCAUCUACUCCUAUUCCGUGCAUUGGGAUGGCAACCUCCGUCGUAUGCUCACCUCCCACUCCUUCUCAACAAAGAUGGCAGCAAACUGUCCAAACGACAGGGGGACAUAUUUAUCCAGCACUACGCCAAGAGUGGAUACCUGCCGGAGACCCUGCUCGACAUUAUUUCAAACUGUGGAUCAGGAUUUCUUGGAAAUCAGAUGGGCCGUACUCUGCCUGAACUAAUAGAGCAGUAUGAUCUGGAAAGAGUCGGCACUCACUCAGCUCUCAUAGACCUGAAUUAUCUCCCCGAGUACAACAGGAUUCAUCUAUCCAAGAGGAUUGACAACCUAGAUAGUCGGGCAGAGCUGGUCACGAAGCUUCAGACUCUACUGCAGGAUAAAUACAAAGACAUGACGUUUAAUAAAGACUACAUUGAGAAGACACUGAUAUUGAGGAAGGGUCACCUGUGCAUGCUUACAGACCUCCUGUCUCCAGAUUACUCCUAUUUGUGGGUUCGGCCCUCUAUACACCUCAAAGAUCUGCACAGCUUGUCAAGUGAGGCUGCUGAGAUUGGGAGUCUGGUUGUGGGGAUUCUACAGAAGAGCCAGAAUGACACCAAUGUGGAAACAUUAAAUAAAGAUCUCAAGGUCCAUCUGCAGCAGCUGAAAGCUACAAAGUACAGUGUUUCCAUGAAAAUUCUACGCAGGAUUCUGAGUGGCUUGGAGGCUGGCCCCAGUGUGGCCGAGAUGAUGGUGGCUUUGGGUCCUCAGGAAUCUAUAGCACGGAUACACAAUGCUCUGUCUAGCUGAAGACGAGAUAUGUGGACUGACUGGAUCUGAA
This is a messenger RNA of Nanorana parkeri, 1567 nucleotides long. RefSeq names its product glutamyl-tRNA synthetase 2, mitochondrial (gene EARS2). Gene Ontology annotation, molecular function: zinc ion binding; tRNA binding; ATP binding. The record is from RefSeq and is a predicted model, not a curated record. Lineage: Eukaryota; Metazoa; Chordata; Amphibia; Anura; Dicroglossidae. The transcript has 9 exons. Bases 13 to 1536 code for a protein of 507 amino acids. Gene Ontology annotation, biological process: glutamyl-tRNA aminoacylation.